This is a messenger RNA of Clonostachys solani, 3909 nucleotides long. NCBI's taxonomy places the organism in Eukaryota, Fungi, Ascomycota, Sordariomycetes, Hypocreales, Bionectriaceae. The record is from the annotation of a GenBank genome assembly.
AUGUUGCAACCAUGCCUCUCGCUACUUGUUUUCUUCGCAUUCGCUCGCUUUGCCAUUGCUUCUGCCGAUGAGACCGUGACCCUCGAGGCCCGUGCCGGUCCUACCACCACCAUCACGUAUGCCUGGACCGGUUGCACGACCACUACCCAGAUCCGCGGCUCAAGGCCAACUACUCUCGCUGUAUACACUCCCAGAACCCAGUGUGUUCCCGUCACUUCCACCAUUACUCAGAAAUGGACUGGCUGCACCACCACCACCGUGACCCGUCCCAUCAACACCUGGACGACGACCGAGGUUGUCUAUGUCCCCAGGACCACCUGCACUCCCACCACCACAACCGUCAAGCAGGCGUGGACUAGCUGCACCUCGUCGACUUCUACCCGAACUGCCAAUGCUUGGACCACAACCGAGAUUGUCUACACGCCAAGGACUGUGUGUCCAACGCCGACCACCACCACAGUUCGCUCCGCCUGGACCAGCUGUACCAGCAGCACCACACUCCGUAGUGCCAACACCAUCACUACCACGCAGGUGAUAUACACCCCCAGGACCGUCUGCCCGACCACGACUACGACCGUCACUGUCCCCUACGCCUCCUGUACGACAUCGACGUCCACCACCACCGUCCCCAAUGGCCCCAAGACCGUCUACCUCUACUCGCCCAGGACGGUCUGUCCCGCCACCACCACGACCAAGCCGUCCACCACCUCGAGCGUGGCGGCCACCACCAGCGCACCAGCGAGCACGGCCAGCAACCCCAGCACCACCUCCGCUGCCCAGUCUACUUCGUCGAGCGCUGUUCAGUCUAGCUCCUCGUCCAGCGCUGCUCAGUCAACUUCUUCCACUGCGGCUCAGUCGACAUCAUCUACUGCUGCCCAAUCGACCUCCUCUACCGCAGCUCAGUCAACUUCUUCUACUGCUGUCCAGUCAACAUCAUCGACUGCUGCUCAGUCGACCUCUACAGUUGCUCAAUCCACUUCGUCCACUGCUGCUCAGUCUACGUCUUCUGCUGCCCAGUCAACUUCUUCCACUGCCGCUGCAUCUACGUCGCCUUCUUCUAGCGCCGCCGCCUCGAGCACCGCUGCUUCUGAGAACCUAGCUACUACCACACCUGCUGCCUCUACCACAGCUUCUAGUACUGCUUCAAGCAGCGACGUCUCCAGUACUUCUGCUUCCAGCACUGAUGUAUCCAGCACGGCCUCAAGCACCGAUGUUUCUAGCACACCUUCAACUACCGCUGUUUCAAGUACUCCCUCAAGCACCGAAAUCUCUAGCACGUCUGCUUCCAGUACACCUUCAAGCAGCGACGUCUCAAGCACUUCUGUCUCAAGUACCGCUUCCAGCACCGACGUUUCUAGCACCCCUGCCUCUAGUAGUGUUUCCAGUACUGCUUCAAGCACCGAUGUCUCUACUACACCUUCGAGCACCGAUGUUUCUAGCACUGCCUCAACCAGUUCUGCCUUGAGUACCAGUGUCUCUAGUACUGCUUUAAGCACCACUUCCUCCGAGAAUCUAGCUGCUUCUAGCACCCCAGCUUCUACCCCGGAUCUUUCAAGCACAGCUUCAAGCGCGGCUGUUUCUAGCACUCCGUCUUCUACAUCGGACGUCUCAAGCACUAAUGCCCCCAGUACCCCUGGUUCUACUUCAGAUGGCUUAAGCACUUCUACUCCGGGCACGGAUAUUACUAGCACGCCUUCUAGCACUGAUAUCUCUAGUACCACAUUAAGCACUACUUCUUCAGAGAACCUAGCUGCUUCCAGCACUCCAGCUUCUACUCCAGAUAUUUCAAGCACAGCUUUAAACACCGAUGCCUCCAGCACGCCUGUUUCUACUACAGAUGUCUCUAGCAGCACUCCGGCUUCGACUACGGAUGUCUCUAGCACUCCAGCCUCUACUUCAGACGUCUCAAGCACCUCUACUCCUGGCACCGAUGUCUCUAGCACUCCAGCUUCUACUUCAGAUAUCUCGAGCACUCCCGCCUCUAUAGAUAUCUCGAGCACUCCUGCUUCUACUACAGAUGUCUUAAGCACUUCUGCUUCCAGCUCUGAUGUCUCCAGCACUCCCGCAUCUUCAGCUGCCUCUAGCACUCCUGCUGCUAUAGACAACUCUAGUACUCCCGCCUCUACAGAUGUCUCUAGUACCCCUGCGUCUAGCGCUCCUGCUUCUACUUCAGACAUCUCAAGCACUCCUGUUUCGAUAGAUGCCUCGAGCACCCCGGUUUCUACUACAGGCGUCUCUAGUACUCCUGCUUCUACUUCAGAUAACUCAAGUACUCCCGCAUCUUCAGCUGCCUCUAGUACUCCUGCCUCUACUUCAGACAACUCAAGCACUCCUGUUUCGUCGGAUGCCUCUAGCACCCCGGGUUCUACAACAGAUGCCUCUAGCACUCCUGUUUCUACAGAAGUCUCUAGCACCCCGGUCUCUACUACAGAUGCCUCGAGCACUCCUGCUUCUAGUACCGGCAUUUUCAGCACUCCCGCUUCCGAGACACCCGUCACGUCUAUCUCGACUGAUAGUGCAGUUGCCACGCCCUCAGUCACUCCUCUGUCUACUACCGAGGACUACUGCGAGCCCACUUCUACUCCCAGCUCUACCUCCUCCUCUUCGAUAACUCCUGGCGCAGAUGGAACCACCACAUUCACCUAUACAUGGGGUGGUUGCACUGCCGCCUCUGCGGUGAAGAGUUCGACUGUAUUCCUCUACACACCAAGGUCGGCUUGUGCCGAUACCACAACUCCAUCGACAGCCGCAGCUACUGGCUCUAGCUCAGAAACAGUUUCAUUCGCUGCCUUGGCUGUGGGCACGACCUCUAGCUCGGCUUCCGAAACUGUCGCCAGCACAAUCUCAAGCUCGGAGACGGUCGCUAGCACUACCUCACCCAGCUCGCCCUCUGAGCCUGUUGCUAGCACUACCUUGCCUAGUUCGUCCUCUCAGCCUGCUGCCACCACCACCUCGCCUAGCUCGUCCUCUGAGCCUGCUGCCGCCACCACCUCGUCCAGUUCUUCUUCAAGCUCCAGUGCUGCUAGCACCACUUCAUCCAGCUCGUCGUCCAGCUCUUCUUUCUCAAGCUCCACUCUUGUUGCUAGCACAACCCCUCUUAGCUCUUCCUUGAGCUCUACUGCUGCCAGCACCAGCUCCUCAACUUCUGCUAUUCUCAGUACUACCUCAACUAGCUCCUCUGCCAGCUCCACUACAGCCGCUCUCACGACAUCUAGUGGGGCGUCGACUACUGCUGCUCCCAGCACGACCUCUAGCUCGUCAUCUACCAGCACUCAGUCAUACCUGCCAUUAACCACAGGAUCAUACUGCUCUACUAUCAGGACUGGCUGCAAGGCGCUUGGUUGGGACAUGGACAUCUAUGCCAACACCUUCUACACCGGUUAUGGCUACACCGGUACUGGUGCUAAGUCUGACUACUACUAUAUUUCCGAGAAGCUCACUCCCCAGGGCUCAACUUACACAAAUACCACCAACUUUGCGAGCACCGCGUCUGGCGCAUACACUACAAUCAGUGGCCAGAGAUACUACACGAGCUGGAGCGCCAGCAUUGGCGGUAUAAACGUCAACCUCAACAAUUUCACCGCUGUUUGGAGCGGCCUCUAUAAGGCUACCACGACUGGUAACGUCGCGGUUGCAAUUACCGCCGUGGAUGACACCGCUUCCGUUUACUGGGGCCAUGCCUACGCCUAUGACUGCAAGACGGGUCUUCCAACCGCUUCCACGGCGGGCAGGAUGUUGGCCGCUGCUGGUAGUUUCACCAAGGCGGUGGUUGCAGGUCAAUAUUACCCAAUCCGUGUUGUAUUUGGAAAGGCUUCGGGCACUACCGCGAAACUCACCCUCACCGUGGCUGGGCAAGCUACUUCAAGCACCAAUCCCAUCUACCCCCCUGAAUGCGCUAUGCCGGCAUGA